AUGUUGCACACUAUUUUCAAAUUGAGAACGUUCCAUACUAUUCUUACGCGGAACACAAUUCCACUGAUUCAAAAUCGAUCUUUUUCGUAUAAAAGACGCAUUCAACGAUACUUCAACGAUGGGAUCAAUUUACAACAGCAAACAAUUGAAAUUAAUUCCACGGAACGUAUUCGUCGAUGCAUAUUCUAUAAAGAUGUUGAUCUCUUCUCAUUCUAUAAAACAACUUGUCCUCGAGUUCGAACUCUAGGCGAUGCUUUACAAGAAGGUUGCAUUGCUUCGAAAGACGGACCAUGCAUAGGUACUGUUCAAUCAGCAGGGAAAACAAGUGUAUUACAAUGGCUAACCUAUUCCAAAGUCACAGAACGCAGUCAAUACAUUGGCUCGUAUCUUUGGUCGAAAACGAAACCGACACCGAUGAAAGUUAAAGUAGCAAUCUUAUCGUCAAAUCGACCGGAAUAUUUAUUUGUCGAACAAGGAUGUUACAUGUAUGGUUUAGUUGUCAUUAGUCUGUACACAACGUACGAUGCAGCAACGAUUUUAAAAGUUCUUCAACGCACACAAGCAGACAUAUUAGUGAUCGAUAAUCUGGAACGGGUCAAGUCCUUUGAGAAUGAGUUAUUAAGCAAUGAUAUUUUGAAAGAAAUUAUCGUCUUAGAUGAUACGAAUUCGUUAAACAAGAAAAUUCGAUCGAUCUCUAGUAUAUACAAUUCAAUGAAAAGUACGGAUAUAUGUCAACGACCUUAUGUGGAUCCGGAGAGUAUUGCCACAUAUAUUCUGACCAGUGGUACUACAGGAGAACCGAAAAUUGCCAUGCUUUCUCAUGAAAAUCUUCUUGCCACUGCCAAAGGUCAUCUUAUUCGUUUAAAUCAAGCGAAUAUAAAAAAACCAGUAACCGAUCGGCACUGUUCCUUCUUACCAAUGGCUCAUAUUUAUGAACGAUUUAUACUUCUACAAGGCUUACUUACUGGUACACAAAUCGUUUUCUGUCCGACACCCGAACAACUUCCCACGUAUUUAUCAAUAGUAAAGCCGACUCAAGCCUCUGUUGUACCACGCGUUUUAAACAAAGUCUAUGACGCCAUUAUGGCAGAAGUAAAUAAGAGUACAAUGAAACGAUUUCUGGUGCAACAAGCACUACGUGAAAAUCCGUCAUUUCUAUCACAGAUCGCUUUUCGUAAAGUGAAACAUUUGUUUGGCGACCAAGUAAAAGCAAUGAUUACGGGAGCUGCACCCAUUACUCCUGAUGUCAUGCAUUUCUUCCGUAUUGCGUUGGAUAUACCUAUUAUGGAAGGAUAUGGACAAACGGAAUCUGCAGGUGCUGGAACAAGUACUCAUCCGGUAGAUAUGUCCUAUGGCACUAUUGGUUCGCCCGUACCAACAGUAGAAAUCAAACUGAUUGAUGUACCAGGUACAAAUUAUCGAAGUGAAAAUAAUCAAGGCGAAGUUUGUAUCCGUGGACCGACUGUCUUCAAAGGAUAUUAUGGUGACGAAGCCAAAACGCGGGAAACUGUCGACGCCGAUGGUUGGUUACAUACGGGUGACAUUGGCGAAUGGACCAAUACUGGAGCAUUGCGUAUUAUUGAUCGUACGAAGCAUAUAUUCAAAUUAAGUCAAGGUAAAUAUAUUGCACCGGAACGCCUUGAAGAUGUCUACAUUCGUUCUCGAUGGGUUGCACAAAUAUUCGUCGAUGGACUUUCAUCCAAAGAAACCAUUGUUGCUAUUGUCAUACCCGAUGAAGAAUACACACGAAAAACGUACAAAUCAGAUAGAUCAUUUGCUGAUUUAUGCAAAGAUAACAAGUUGAAAGAGAUUAUCGCAGCGGAUUUAAAUCAACUAGCGGAAAAAUAUCGAUUGAAACCCUAUGAAACAUUAACUAAUAUUCACCUACAUCCCGAAUUAUUUUCACAAAACAAUGGAUUGUUAACAGUUACAUUGAAAACACGACGCACUAAUGCUCGUAAUCACUUUCAAUCGAUCAUUAAAUCUUUAUACGAAGAUAGUCCAGUUCAAAAGCAAUAA
This is a messenger RNA of Adineta ricciae, 2019 nucleotides long. Lineage: Eukaryota; Metazoa; Rotifera; Eurotatoria; Adinetida; Adinetidae. The record is from the annotation of a GenBank genome assembly.